Messenger RNA from Pogona vitticeps (central bearded dragon), 657 nucleotides. Its product is annotated as ubiquitin-ribosomal protein eL40 fusion protein. Gene Ontology annotation, molecular function: structural constituent of ribosome; protein binding. Lineage: Eukaryota; Metazoa; Chordata; Lepidosauria; Squamata; Agamidae. The record is from RefSeq and is a predicted model, not a curated record. Gene Ontology annotation, biological process: translation. Gene Ontology annotation, cellular component: ribosome.
GGCGGGGCCACCAGGAGAAGGAAGCGGGGGCCGCGUUUCCGCUUCCGGCGGGGAAGCGCUCUCUCUUUCCGUUUACCGGCAUCGGGGCUUCAGGAGGUGUCUGGAGGGAGACACCCAGCUGCCGCCAUGCAGAUCUUUGUGAAAACCUUGACAGGCAAGACCAUCACUCUCGAGGUGGAGCCCAGCGACACCAUCGAGAACGUCAAGGCCAAAAUUCAGGACAAAGAAGGUAUCCCUCCUCACCAGCAGCGCCUGAUCUUUGCUGGGAAGCAGCUGGAAGAUGGGCGCACCCUUUCCGACUACAACAUCCAGAAAGAAUCUACUCUACACUUGGUGCUGCGUCUCCGUGGAGGGAUCAUUGAGCCCUCUCUGCGCCAGCUCGCCCAGAAGUACAACUGCGAGAAGAUGAUUUGCCGCAAAUGUUACGCCCGCCUGCACCCCCGGGCUGUGAACUGCCGCAAGAAGAAAUGCGGCCACACGAAUAACUUGCGCCCGAAGAAGAAGCUGAAGUGAAGGAAUGCGUCCGAAUCUCGGUCUUUCUUUCCCUCCUUCCUCCCCAUGUUUUGGCGUUGUCACAAUGAGAGGCACUCCGUCACCUGUCCUCUGAGGGGACUUUUUUCCCUUUUGCUGUAGAAUAAAAACUCCCAGUGUCCUGAA